Molecule: messenger RNA, 2391 nt
Organism: Striga hermonthica
Lineage: Eukaryota; Viridiplantae; Streptophyta; Magnoliopsida; Lamiales; Orobanchaceae
Source: the annotation of a GenBank genome assembly
AUGGCGGUUCGCGUCAUGAACGGUCGGACGCUAUUCCGCUGCUGCGCGGUGUCGCCGCCGCUCCCCGCCGUUCGGUGCUGCCAGCGCCGCCAUAAGUCCGCUCGGUGCCGCUCCUUGGACCGCCUAUUCAUUUCCCGGCGGAUUCAGUGUCGGCUCGCGUCCUACGGAUAUGGAAUUAUCCCGGUCCGUCAAUACUCAGCCCAGAGCUUGGUGGAUAUGGUGAUGGGGGAGCUCGAGUCGCUGCGCAAGCGUGUCAGAGUUCGCGCCUCGAACAAAUUAGAACUGAAUAUCAGUGAAGAGAUACUUGAAAGUAAGGUUGGAAAACUGGCAUUGAAGAAAGGGUUGCUGCUGGAAUUCCGGAAAGAUCCAGAGAGGUUGCUGCUGGCUGUUGUUGAGAAACCCGAUGGCAAGAAGAAUUGGUUUGUUACAGAUCAGAACGGAAACAUGGCAUCUAUUAAGCCACAACAAAUUACUUUCAUUGUUCCUGGUGUCGAGAACUUUGACCAAACAGAGAUAUCAACCUUUGUUCAGAAAGCUCAAGAUAAUUUGGACCUUGCACUGCUUGAGUUUGCGUGGGUUGAGCUUCUUGAGAAGAACAAGUCUACUACUGUGGAGGAGCUUGCUGAGAUGAUUUUUGGUAGCGCGGAACCUCUUGAGAGCUACUGUGCUCAUCUGUUGCUUACAAAAGAUGAAGUAUACUUCAGUACUCUGGAGACCAAAGGUCCAUAUUCUGUUUAUGGACCUAGAUCAGCUGCUCAGGUUGAAGAGCUCACAAAAAGAAAGCAUGCCAAAGAAGUUGCUGAGAAGGAGUUCGAAGAAUUGGUUAACUUACUGAAAUCUGCCAGGGAUAUGCCUCUGCAUGCAAAACCCCCAAAAUCCACAUGGACUUCUGAUGAGAAAUUACAGAAGACGAUUGAGUCUCUUCAAGCAUAUGCAAUUGAUGAUUGUAGGAAUGAAGAUCAAAAGAAAACUGCUGGGCUGAUUCUGAGGGCUAUGGGACUUGCUAAAACAGCAUCGGCAGCUUUGAAUCUCCUCAUAAAUAUUGGUUAUUUCCCAGUGCACAUAAAUCUUGAUUUAUUGAAGUUAAACAUCCGUACUGGCUUUCCGGAACAGAUUAUUGCAGCUGCAGAAAAUCUUUUGUCCGAGUCGCCUGACAUGGACGAGGUUGAUAGAACAGAUCUUACCCACCUAAAGGUUUAUGCAAUUGAUGUUGAUGAAGCUGAUGAGCUUGAUGAUGCAUUGAGUGCAGUCAGGCUUCAGGAUGGCCGAAUAAAGGUCUGGAUCCAUGUUGCAGAUCCAACUAGAUUACUUCAGCCGGGGUGCAUGAUAGACAAAGAGGCAAUGAAGAGAGGAACUUCUGUGUUUCUACCAACAGCUACUUAUCCAAUGUUCCCCGAGAGAUUAGCCAUGGAAGGCAUGAGUUUGAAGCAAGGGGAGUUCUGCAAAGCUGUCUCGGUUUCUGUUGUACUGCAUUCUGAUGGCUGCAUUGCAGAGUACUCAGUAGAGAACUCUCUGAUCAGGCCAACAUAUAUGUUGACUUAUGAGAGUGCAACAGAACUUCUCUAUCUGAACCUGGAAGAAGAGGCUGAACUAAGACUGCUCUCGGAAGCUGCUGCACUUCGGCUUCAAUGGCGUCAAGAACAGGGUGCUGUAGAUACAUCCACAAUAGAAGCUCGGAUCAAGAUAACCAAUCCGGAUGAUCCAGAGCCCUCGAUCAAGCUCUAUGUGGAAAAUCAGGCGGACCCUGCCAUGCGACUUGUGUCAGAGAUGAUGAUCCUCUGUGGCGAAGUCAUGGCCACUUUUGGUUCUGCAAACAACAUUCCUUUGCCUUACCGGGGUCAACCUCAGUCAAACAUCGACACAUCAGCUUUUUCCCAUCUUCCUGAGGGCCCCGUGAGGAGUUCGGCUGUAGUCAGAAUCAUGAGGGCUGCCGAGAUGGAUUUCAGAAAUCCCAUACGGCACGGGAUCUUGGGACUUCCUGGGUAUGUACAGUUCACGUCCCCCAUCCGGAGAUAUUUGGACCUCCUGGCUCACUAUCAGGUGAAAGCUUUUCUUAGGGGGGAUUCUCUUCCGUUCUCAGCCGGACGGCUUGAGGGUAUAGCAUCCUUGGUCAACGUGAACACUCGUGUAAUAAAGAGGCUCAGCUCCACCAGCCUUCGUUAUUGGAUAAUAGAGUACUUGAGACAGCAACCAAAGCACAAGACAUUUUCCGCUUUGGUCCUCCGUUUCAUCAAAGACCGAGUUGCAGCCAUAUUCUUGAUGGAGGUCGGGUUACAAGCUUCUGUGUGGGUAUCUGGCGGUGUAAAAGUCGGAGAUGAAGUGAAAGUUCGAGUGGAAAAGGCCCAUCCACGAAACGACACAAUUUCUUUUGUAGAGGCUGUGGUGACAUAA